This is a messenger RNA of Lytechinus variegatus (green sea urchin), 3627 nucleotides long. RefSeq lists its product as uncharacterized. The transcript has 25 exons. The record is from RefSeq and is a predicted model, not a curated record. Lineage: Eukaryota; Metazoa; Echinodermata; Echinoidea; Temnopleuroida; Toxopneustidae. Bases 72 to 3323 code for a protein of 1083 amino acids. Gene Ontology annotation, molecular function: protein binding.
UUUUAAUUUAAUGCCCUCCUUGGACGUCCAAUGAGAUGACAGCAACAAGACCUGGUUCAUAGCACAGGAGCAUGGAGGAUGGUUACUAUGGUUACAACCCUAAACAAACCAUCAGUGAACAGAUCCAGGGGCAGGCCAAAGCUCUUCAGGCCCUGAAAGCCAACAACCCUGACCUUGGGGGUCAACACAGGUCACCUAUCCUAUCCUCGGGUCCAGGUUCACUCAAUGGCGAUGCAUCCAGGCCAAGGAAAUGGAUUAUGCCAAAGACACCUGACCUGAGCUCUAAGCAGAAUGACCUGAAGCUGGAGAGGCAGCUGGCUCAGAGACAGGAGGCUUACGCCAAAGAGCAAGCAUGGACCAAGAAACAGAUAGAGAAACUGACCAAAGAGAGACUAAAGUUGGAAGAGGAGGAAAGGAAGUUGGAAGAAGCAAGGAAAAGAUGGAACAUCCCGUCUCCUCCUUUAGAUCCAAUCCUGACACCCACGUCCUCUCAGACCGGUGAUCAUGAAGAAACUCCUGAAGAGAUGCAGCAAAGAAUCCAAGGGAAUCUGAGAAAAAUGAGGAAUGAUUAUGAGAAAGACAAACGAGAGCUAGAUGCAUCCAUUUUGCAGUCUUCCAAGCAUUCAUAUGAAACAACUCAAGCGAUACAAUACUACAUGAUGAGAGAUAUUCUUAUAGAUGUUGUAAACGAAGUGGUCGAUAAGUGCAGUGACAGCUCAAAGUUAAAGAAGAAGAAUAACAUGACAAGGUUGCUUUUAGCAGCAGCAGAGAAAGACUAUGAUUUGUCUCAGAAUUUCCAGCGCAAGGAAAGAGCCAUGCAACUCAUAUCAGAAGAAGUAUUCCUGCAGGUUACAGCUAAGAUGUGCCUUGAGACCGUACAGGAGUGGAUGAGCACAGAAGACUAUGUGAAAUCAUCAAUCCAGAAACUAAUCAUCAACUCAGCAGAGGCUAUAGCCACAAACAACAAAGAAGGCAGAAAAGACGAUGACCCUGCUUAUGACCUCAUCACAGCAACCUACUUCCAUAUGUGCAAGGAAAGACGAAAAAAGAGGCCUACAGUUUGGAAACACACCCAAACUGUUCACUACAUAGACUCAGAGAAUGACAGUGUCUUGUCUGGGGUUACAACUGAUCAUGAUGUCACCAAACUAAACAUGUCUAGACUUGUUCCUGUCCACCUCUGGACGGAAAAACGAUACACACUUUCCCUGGAAUACUACAUCAAACGAGAGAGGGAGCAUUGGCAGCCUGAACGUAUGACCAUUCACCCAUCCAACAUCGGUGUAACCAAGAGAGUAUUUGGGGUAUUGACCAUAGCGGUCUCACCCUCACAGAGAAUGAUAGCAAUGGGAACUGUAAGAGGUGAUAUAUUUGUCUUUGAUCUUUGGUACGACUCCCCGAAUCCUGUCCGCUAUAUCAAGAACGAGGGCGCUUCGUCGGACGGAGUCAUGCACAUCUCUUGGAGCCUCGACAGCAAUCGCAUCAUCACUCUCAAUGAAUCGGGGUCUGUGUUCAUGUGGUCAUUACACCCUGGUGGCUCCAACAUCAAAGACAUCAGAAGCCUGGAGUUCAAAGACUCUAGUGAUGAGAUAGCGCCCUCUCAGUUGACCCUUCUCCUAGCCCUAGACUCUGAUGCAGAUGACUUUGACUUCCACGAAGGUCCAUUAGCCAGGAGUAGAGCUCAGACUGAGUCUCAGACACCAGUGGUGACUGCCUUUCAUCCGUCACACACUCUUAUUGGAUCUCAGAAUAGUCUCAUGGUCAGUUUUGAGAGUGGAGACAUCUAUAAGUGCAAUGUAGAACAACAGAUAACAGAAGAUUCAGAAAGCUUCCAGAAUUCAGAGAAUGUCAUGCUUCCCAAUGUUCAAGGAGCAGGGGACACAAUCGGACAAGACAUUCCAGUGGAACUCUUCCGGGCUCACAAGCAUGCCGUUAUUUACCUUGGUUACGUUGGUAACUAUGGCAACAUGAUAUCCGUGGAUGUCAAAGGUUAUAUCUUCAUCUGGAAGUACACCAGGAGGAAAAUCAGUCACUACGGUUGGUUUGAGCCACUCGAAAAGUACUGGUUAGAGAUGGCGGAUGAGCUCUAUGUGACAAUCAACAAUGAAACACCUGAAAUAUACUUCAGUGAUGACUAUGUCCUAGAGAAAAAGAAGAUGAAGGGAAAGAACAAGGAUAGAAUGAAGAGAGAGCUGGAGGAGGACAGGAAGGAAGCUGAGCUGGAUUGGGAUGAUAUGAAGAUCAACCAAGUUUGGUUUAAAGAUUUCAAUAAGAAACUGAACAGGGAGACUACUGUAUACCGACCAGAUACUGUGGAUGCAAAGGGGUCACCAUUCCACAUCAUUGUGAGACAGAAGACUACUGGGAUGCUAUUAAAACAUUACAGCCAGCUUCAUAAACCUGUACAGCAUUCUGCGAGUCGACUGCUGGCUUGUCACCCCACAGCUACAGGCAAAGAACUGGUCUUCAUGCUCCUCUUUCCACCAUUUCCUCCAAAACAUGGUCACAUCACAUUUAUAGUUGUGAAGAUCGAUGGUCAGCUUGAGGCCUUGGACAGGCGGAUUGAUAUCGUUUUGACCCCUGCAGAGUAUGAACAAUGCUACAGGGAUGAUGUUUGCUCAUUUCAGAUGAGCAAUACCGUUGAUGCUAUCGGCUCAAGCUACAUCUACCUGAACUUGAUGGGGGCGUUCAUGGUCUUCUCGGUCAACACAGGCACCCUGGUCCUGUCUACCCGGAAAUCGGACACCAACGCACCCAUCCAGUGGACCCCGAAGUCCCCCACCAAACUCUGGACCAAUGCGCACAUGGCCCUGGCCCAGACCCGUGGCAGCACGUAUGUGAUGCUGUAUGCCGAGAACCAGACUUCAGUUCAGCUCUUAAAAGUGACUGACAGAAACACAAGGGACAAGAGAAUGGCUGUCAACAAAGCAUUCAAAUACUGGCAUAGUACCAACCCAAUCCUUGGUCCACGGCCCACGAUGGAACAGACUAUCAGACGGCAGGAUUGGGCCCUGAAACAGGAUCCCUGUGGUCAUGUGACCCUGUACCUCCGUCGUCUCGUUCUUAAGCUGGUUGAUGAUGCAGUCCAGAAGGUAGAUGGAGAGUUCUCGGAGGAGAACCGGAAGAUCCACGCUGAGCAGGACCUGAGGCUUGCUCAUCAGUUCUUUGGCGUAAGACUGAAGGGCCCUGGAGCUGUUGAAGAACAACCCCCAGACCAGAGAGAAGAUGAGAUUGAUUUAGAGCAGGAUAAUCAGAGGAUUCAGCCUGUACUUCAAGGCGAUGACAUCAGAGAUGAUGAAACAGAGGAACACCCAACUGUCUAGGGGACUCCUAGAGCUGUACAAGAACAACCUUCAGAGCUGAGGAACACCCUACUGUCCAAGAAACUCCUGGAGCAUUAGAAGAACAACCUCCAGAGUUGAGGAUAAUCAAAGGGUACAACCAAUCCCAAGGGGAUAAUCUGAGAGGUGAUGGGACAUUGGAACACCCUUCCUUUCAAGAGACUCCAUGGAAGAACUCUAAAUUGAGAAUCAAAGGAUGCAACCUCAAGUUCAAGGGCAUGAUAUCAGAGAUAAUGAGAUUGAGGUAUAUCAUACUGCCAAGGAGCCUCCUAGAGCCAUAGGACAA